GUCCUCCUUUCGGCUUCCGUCGUUGACGGAAGCAGCUCGGGCGACUGCGGAUGCGAAUUGAUGUAAAGCGAUUCAAAGUCGUCAACAGUGAAGGGAACGUUACGAUGUUUUUGACGAGGAAUGCGCUUCGGAACUGCUUCAGCCUUGCAAGACAGGUGAACCAGCUUCGAGCGUCCAUCUCCAUCGGACCCCAGCAGCACCACGGUACUUUCUACGAGUUGCGCACGUACCAGAUCAAGCCUGAGCACAACACAGCCUUCCUCGAGCUCGUCAACGAGAAGAUCCAUCUUCGCACGGCCCACUCUGAGCUCCUGGGCUUCUGGACUGUGGAGUAUGGUGGCUACAACCAGGUGUUCCACAUCUGGAAGUACGACAGCUACGCCCACAAAGCAGCAGUGCGGGCAGCAGUGGCCAGUGAUCCCCAGUGGAUGGAACAGUGCAUUUCCAAGGUUUUGCCCAUGCUGACCUCCCAGGAUCUUGAGGCUGCCUACCUGAUACCCUGGUGCAAGAUUGAGAAGCCUCCUAAGAAAGGGGUGUAUGAGCUAGUCACUUUCCAGAUGAAGCCGGGGGGUCCAGCCGUGUGGGGGAAGGCAUUUCAGGCAGCUGUGAGCGCACAUGCCAAGACAGGUUACUCCCACCUGGUGGGAGCCUUCCACAGCGAGUUUGGACCCCUCAAUCGAGUGCAUGUCCUGUGGUGGUAUGAGAGUCCCGACCAUCGGGCAGCUGUGCGGCACACAGCCCACCAGGAUGCCCGUGUGGUUGCAGCAGUGAGGGAGAGUGUCUCGUACCUGGAGUCCCAGAGAAACAAGCUGCUGUUUCCCACCUCCUUCUCCCCCCUCCAGUGAUACCCUCUCUUCCACAGUGCUUCCUGUCCUGCUCCUGACUUUUACAGCAAACUUUGACUAUCGACAGCUGACCUGCCACUCCCCAUUUGCACCUUGUUCAUGCACUCCACCAGGUACAUGUAGUCCAUUAAUGCAACGUGUGCUGCACACUUGACUUUCGUGCACUAGUGUGACCUGUGUGCAAGUGUGAUCACAGUGGUAAAACCCGGGACUCCAUGUGGAAAAAUGGCAAGGACUGAAAUAAUUAUUUCCUUCCUGUAGUAUGGAUAAGUUGUUAGUUUCCAUGUGGUCUUAAGGUGGAGUUACCCCUGGUUUGAGGGAAGGAGGGUAAGUGUUUUCUUUGCUCUGUCUAGUGUAUUAA
Messenger RNA from Scleropages formosus (Asian bonytongue), 1206 nucleotides. RefSeq names its product protein NipSnap homolog 3B-like. Gene Ontology annotation, cellular component: mitochondrion. NCBI's taxonomy places the organism in Eukaryota, Metazoa, Chordata, Actinopteri, Osteoglossiformes, Osteoglossidae. The transcript is spliced from 6 exons. Bases 51 to 845 code for a protein of 264 amino acids. The record is from RefSeq and is a predicted model, not a curated record.